Morchella sextelata is the source of this 447-nucleotide messenger RNA. RefSeq lists its product as uncharacterized. The coding region runs from base 1 to 447 and encodes 148 amino acids. The record is from RefSeq and is a predicted model, not a curated record. Lineage: Eukaryota; Fungi; Ascomycota; Pezizomycetes; Pezizales; Morchellaceae. The transcript has a single exon.
AUGAACACCAACCACAACGCCCACAUAAUCACCCACCUCGAGCACCACCUCUCCGUCCUCGCCUACAAGAUCAAGUUCUGCGCAACUCAAAGCAACAUCACCCUCCUCGUGUUGCACCUCGACGACGAGCGCAACCCCUACAGCACCUUUAUGGGCUUGCAGGAGCGGUUAUUGGACAACUUCAUAGACUACCGCUCCUAUGCUGGCCUCCAGGAAAGGCUGCAAUCUGGCCACCUGUCCGCCAGGGAGACUAGUGAACUGCAAGCAAUUCAAAGAGAGCAGGAGCAGCUCAGGGAGGAGGAGAGGGAGAUCCCUAGGUGGAUUAUAAGGAACUGUGAGUGGUAUAUAGGACAGAGAGAAGCGUUAGAGAGGUAUAGGGGGGUGCUUAAGAGUGAGUAUAUGGAGAUUCAGGCUGCGUUGGAGGAGGAGUCGAGGUUGAAUGCUUGA